AUGAUUGGGGAUGAACGGUUGAACAAGUUAUUAAAGAAGCAUCAUCAGAUUGCUGCUAUACAAUUUUUGUGGGUGGCAAAUGCUGAGAUACAAGCACAUUUGUAUGAGUUGCAUGUUAGUGAGGAAGGCUCCUUUGAAUGGCCUGAGCUGAAUCAAUUACUAGAGCAGUAUGAACACAUUUUUGCAGAGCCUAAAGGGUUGCCACCAGAGAGGUUCCAAGACCAUCAGAUUAUUCUUUUGGAGGGGUCUCAACCGGUUAACUUAAGACCCUACCAAUAUAGAGACAUGCAGAAGGACGUUAUUGAGAAAAUGGUUAAGGAGAUGUUGGAUGUUGCGGUUAUCAGAGACAGUAACAGCCCCUAUGCAAGCCCUAUAGUAUUGGUGAAAAAGAAGGAUGAUAAAACGGCCUUCAAAACUCAUGAGGGUCACUAUGAAUUUUUGGUAAUGCCUUUCAGCCUUACCAAUGCCCUGUCGACUUUUCAAAGCAUUAUGAACCAUGUCUUUAAGCCUCAUCUUCAAAGACAUUUCAUUCGGAAUUAUGGAGUUAUCGCUAAACCACUUACUGACCUCCUUAAGCGAGAUGACUUUACUUGGAAUGAUGUAGCUCAAGCUUCCUUUGAAAACCUCAAGAUUUGCCUUAGUUCAGCACCUAUUUUAGCGCUUCUUGACCUGUCUAAAGAGUUCAUAAUAGAAGCUGAUGCUUCCAGUGAAGGUAUUAGGGCAAUGUCGAUCCAAGGUGGUCAUCCUAUUGCAUAUAUUAGUAAAACUUUGUCAACCAAAAAUCAGAGACUGUCGGUUUAUGAACGGGAGAUGCUUGCUAUCCUUUUCGCUAUUAGGAAGUGGGAACACUAUAUUCAGAAUCAACAUUUCAUCAUUCGUACGGAUCAUCAAAGUCUUAAGUACUUGCUUGAGCAGAGAAUAACGACACCUUCACAGCAGGCUUGGAUCACCAAGUUGCUGCAAUAUGAUUACAAAAUCAGAUAUAAGAAAGGUAAAGAGAAUCACGAUCAGCUUCGUCGAAAUGGUAAGCUCGUGGUUGCUAAUAAUCCUAAUUUACAGCAGCAACGUUUGUCAUUGUUUCAUGACUCAGCUGUGGGGGGUCACUCGGGUGUAGUUGCUACUGUCAAGAAGCUGGCUUUUGUGGUUUAUUGGAAAGGGUUGUUAAAUCCCCUACCAAUUCCUGAGGGUGUUUUUGUUGACAUUACAAUGGAUGUUAUCGAGGGGCUGCCCAAAUCGCAAGGUCAUAAUGCUAUCCUGGUGGUCAUCGACAGGUUAAAUAAAUAUGCUCAUUUUAUGGGUCUUAGUCACCUUUUUUCAGUGCAGAUGGCACAGCUGUUUUUGGAUAAUGUGUAUAAGUUUCACGGAAAUCCUGCCAUUAUUACCACUGAUCGCGACACAGUCUUCCUCAGUAAUUUUUGGCAAGAAUUCUUUAGAUUGCAAUGUACAAGCCUCCAAUAUUCCACAACAUACUACCCCCAAACGGAGGUGGUUAAUUGCUGCUUAGAAGGGUAUUUGUGA
Mangifera indica (mango) is the source of this 1518-nucleotide messenger RNA. RefSeq lists its product as uncharacterized. The record is from RefSeq and is a predicted model, not a curated record. Gene Ontology annotation, biological process: DNA integration. Bases 1 to 1518 code for a protein of 505 amino acids. Lineage: Eukaryota; Viridiplantae; Streptophyta; Magnoliopsida; Sapindales; Anacardiaceae. Gene Ontology annotation, molecular function: nucleic acid binding. The transcript has 5 exons.